Molecule: messenger RNA, 3103 nt
Organism: Cydia amplana
Lineage: Eukaryota; Metazoa; Arthropoda; Insecta; Lepidoptera; Tortricidae
Gene: LIMK1
Product: LIM domain kinase 1
Exons: 19
Biological process (GO): protein phosphorylation; actin cytoskeleton organization
Cellular component (GO): cytoplasm; nucleus
Molecular function (GO): ATP binding; protein serine/threonine kinase activity
Source: RefSeq, a predicted model, not a curated record
UAUGGUGCUUCAGAGUCCCUCAACUGUGCCGGCUGUUUAAACAACAUUGGAGAAAAUGAUUAUGUGUCAGCACUGGAACAAGAGUGGCAUACAGAUUGCUUCAGGUGCUCAGUAUGCGACUGCCUGCUAUCAACAUGGUACCAUGAGAAGGGUGGGCUGCUGUUCUGUCAGCAGGACUACUGGGCGCGCUUCGGCGAGCCAUGUCACCACUGUCAAAAGGUGAUGACGGGUCCAGUUAUGGCGGCUGGUACUCGCCACUAUCACCCGGAAUGCUUUGCGUGCAACACAUGCGGAGCCCCCAUUGAUGACAAGGAGCCCUAUGCUGUGCAGCAAGAACGGUUAUAUUGCUCGCCAUGUUACGCGCGCUCGGAGGCGGGUGCGCGUGCGCUGCGCGUGGUGCGGGCGCCGGCGCCGGCCGCCAAGCUCAAAGAUACUGAGAUAGACUCGUCCUGCGGCCUGCUGACGCUACACAUCGGAGACCGCAUCCUGGAAAUCAACCCACCUAAACCCAAGGAUGAGCCAGAUAGAGUUCCAGACACAGUUAUACAGCUCACAAUAGAACCCCCAGAAACACCGAUGUGCAACAUACAGACUGAGACGGAGCCCUCGUUAGAGGGGGACGGCAAGAAGGAGCGCCUGUUCAAGAGGAAGGGAGACGGCGCUAACAAGAGGGUCAUUAAAAGGCGACAACCGAGCUCGCCGCUGCUGUGCGACAAGGAGAAGAGUAGUAGCAUGUCGAAACUGCUGGAUGCUGUUGACGGUGAUCCGGAACCAACGGGCGUACUCUGUGACUUGUCAAGGGCUCGGUCCUUUCGGGCAGAGCCGCGGGAUGUGACGCAGCGGGUUUUCCGCGCUUGCGACUUGUUACAGGGCGAGCUAUUAGGCUCGGGGUUUUUCGGUGAGGUGUACAAAGUGACUCACCGCGAAACCGGCGAGGUGAUGGUGCUCAAACAACUGUACAGGCUCGACGAGGGCGCGCAGAGGAACUUCCUCAAAGAGGUGGCGGUACUGCGGUCUCUGUCGCACCCGAACGUUCUUCGUUUCAUCGGUGUGUUGUACCGCGACAAAAGACUGCAUCUGGUGACAGAAUACGUGGCCGGAGGGACUCUAUACAGCCUCAUACAGGACACCAGUACGGAGUUGUCGUGGACGGAGCGAGUCCGCCUGGCGCGGGACGUGGCGGGGGGGGUGGGGUACCUGCACCGCAUGAACGUCAUACAUCGGGACCUCAACUCACACAACUGUCUAGUGCGCGAGGACAAGACAGUGAUAGUGGCGGACUUCGGGCUGGCUCGGAUCGUGCAGCGCACCGCCAGCAGCUCGCUCGAGCGCCACUCCACCUUACGGAGGAAACGGUACACGGUUGUGGGUAACCCGUACUGGAUGGCGCCGGAGAUGAUGAACGGAAACGUGUACGACGAGAAAGUGGACGUGUUCUCCUUCGGGAUCAUACUCUGCGAGAUAAUCGGGCGCGUAUCAGCGGAUCCGGAUUUCCUCCCUCGGCGGCCGGACUUCGGUCUCAACGAGCCGUUAUUUUUAGAGAAUUUCUGCCGCGACUGCCCGCCGCCGCUUUCCCGCGUGGCGCUACUAGCGGCCCAUUUACGCCCCGGACACAGACCCACCUUCGAAGUGAUCGAGAUCUGGCUGGAAACGCUUUUAAUGCACAUGGGGAAUUCAGCGGCCCAAGCGCGCCUACUCGCCGACAUCGCGCAGUACGCGGCCGGCGGAGCCCCGAGCCGGGAGCUGCCGGGGCUGCACGAGGUGCUCAAGUCCCCAUCAACGGUGACCAUCACGUCGCCCCCGCCGGCCCCCGGGCGCGCGCUGGGCAAGUGCGUGUCGGCCUCGCACAUCGCCGCGCCGCCGCGCGUGGUCACCGUCACCAACCUGAGCCGCAGCCACAACACGCUGCACACGCCGGGUUAUAUACUGAGACAGAGGCCUGGCAACAUCGACAUCACCAAGGUGGACGACAUAUCCGAGUGGCUGGACCCCCGCCCCAGCGACUCGCCCACCAUGCCGGCCUUCCUCCGCAACCAGUCCGUCGAGGGUCUGGAGACCAGGGCCAAGCGCGACGCGCCGCUGCCCUUCUGCCGGCACCACAGCAUCCCGGACCACUGCCAGGACGACAGGACCCUCAACGAUGAUGACUCCGACUCUUCGGAUGAUGACCUUGAAGACAUUACGGAUUGGCACAGAAACGUCUCGACCGUAGGGACGUCCUUCAAAAAGGUCGAAAAAAUGGAAAUCGACCAACCCAAAACCCUCCUGUCAGGCAUCGUGAAGAAAGGCGAGAACCUGCUCAAAAAGAACAGCUAUGACGUCACCAGCGUCACCCUGAGGAACCCUGAUGAGAGGAAAAUACCUGAAGUGGACUGUAGGCGAUUCAACAUAGACUAUUUGAAUAAAAGUCCAGUUAUGGCGGUCGCGGUGAAAAAUAUUCAAAAAGAAGCGAAACCUGUGGAAAAAACUGGAUUUUUCACAAAGAAGUUACUCUCGCCGAAAUUUAGUAGGCUCUUCAAACCGAACACGGCGGAGGUGGUGCGGAGUAAGACAGAGAUGGACGAUAAAGAGGAAAAGAGUCGGAGCAAGUUCUUUAUACAGCGGCCCGCGUCGCCGAGCAACUUGUAUAGAGGGCAUCGCGUACGGCCCGUUGAGGAUACCAAGGACAAAAAGGAGAACCACAUACUAAAAAGCGACCUGAAGUUGGCGAGCCUGGGCAAGCCGAUGACGCCGAUAUUCCGGCGGCACGCCGGCACGGAGCGGCCCGACUUCGCGGACGGCAGGUUCAGCUACCGCAAGCCCAGAGAUGACAAGUUCAUAGAACUGGGAAGAAAUAAGAUCAAAGCCCCCGCCAAGCCCCUAACCCGCUGCUCGCCCACCAACAACGUGCCUCUAGAAGUAGACAAACCCGAGAAGAGAAGAGAAGGAAUCUCGAGAAGCAACUACGUCAGCCUCGCCAACCUCAAGAUCAACAGCAAGAAGGAAUUCGAGAACAAGAGAGAAGACAGCUCGCCCGUCGAACGGGUCAUUUAGACAGGGUACAGUACAUUGUUUAUUAUUUGAUUUUCAACCUUAACACAAUCAUGGUAAAGUCGAUAUUAUA